Molecule: messenger RNA, 2171 nt
Organism: Xiphophorus hellerii (green swordtail)
Lineage: Eukaryota; Metazoa; Chordata; Actinopteri; Cyprinodontiformes; Poeciliidae
Product: tripartite motif-containing protein 16-like
Exons: 1
Coding region: 57-1517 (486 amino acids)
Molecular function (GO): zinc ion binding
Source: RefSeq, a predicted model, not a curated record
CUGGUUUCUGUGUUCAGGAAGUGAAACUCACACAGUCACUUUGACUGAGAGCAUAAAUGGAGCAGAAUCAGCUGGACAGAGAAACCGUCUCCAGUCCGAUCUGUCUGGAUCUACUGAAGGAUCCGGUGACGAUUCCCUGUGGACACAGCUACUGCAUGAGCUGUAUUAAAACCCACUGGGAUGAAGAGGAUCAGAGGAGAAUCCACAGCUGCCCUCAGUGCAGGGAGACGUUCAUACCAAGACCUGUUUUGAAGAAAAACACCCUCUUAGCAGCUUUAGUGGAGCAAUUAAAAAAGACUGGACUCCAAACUGCUCCUGCUGAUCCCCGCUAUGCUGGACCUGAAGAUGUGGCCUGUGAUUCCUGCACUGGAAGAAAACUGAAAGCCAUCAAGUCCUGCUUAGUCUGUCUGGCCUCUUUCUGUGAGAAACACCUUCAGACUCAUUAUGAUGUGGCUCCUUUAAAGAAACACAAGCUGGUGGAGCCGUCCAACAACCUCCAGGAGAACAUCUGCUCUAAGCACGAUAAGUUGCUGGAGAUCUUCUGCCGCACUGAUCAGAAGUGUAUCUGUUACCUCUGCACUAUGGAUGAACAUAAAGGCCAUGAGACAGUCUCCGCUGCAGCAGAACGAACUGAGAGGCAGAAGAAACUCCAGGAGAGACGAGGAAACAUCCAGCAGAGAAUCCAGGACAGAGAGAAAGAUGUGAAGCUGCUUCAACAGGAGGUGGAGGCCAUCAAUCACUCUGCUGAUAAAACAGUGGAGGACAGUGAGAAGAUCUUCACCGAGCUGAUCCGUCUCCUCCAGAAAAGAAGCUCUGAUGUGAAGCAGCAGAUCAGAUCCCAGCAGGAAACUGAAGUGAGUCGAGUCAAAGAUGUUCAGGAGAAGCUGGAGCAGGAGAUCACUGAGCUGAAGAGGAAAGAUGCUGAGCUGGAGCAGCUCUCACACACAGAGGAUCACAGCCAGUUUCUCCUCAACUACCCCUCACUGCCAGCACUCAGUGAGUCUAAAGGCUCAUCCAGCAUCAACAUCCGUCCUCUGAGACACUUUGAGGACGUGACAGCAGCUGUGUCAGAGCUCAGAGAGAAACUACAGGACGUCCUGAGAGACUCAUGGACAAACAUCUCACUGAAAAUCACUGAGGUGGAUGUUCUACUGCCAGAACCAGAACCAAAGAGCAGAGCUGGAUUCUUAAAGUAUUCAUGUGAAAUCACCCUGGACCCAAACACAGUACACACACAGCUGGGCCUGUCAGAGGGGAACAGGAAGGUGAUGAGGAUGAAUCAACAUCAGCUUUAUUCUGCUCAUCCAGACAGAUUCACUGAUUAUUCUCAGGUUCUGAGCAGAGAGAGUCUGACUGGACGGUGUUACUGGGAGGUGAAGUGGAAAGGAUUUGGGGUUUCUGUAGGGGUCGCACACAAGGACUGGGAGAUGGGAAUGAAUGUAGAUUUGGAUAUAAUGACAGAUCUUGGGCUUUACUGUGUUUCCAAACAGAUUUUGAAUUUGUUCACAACAGUUUAGAUUAUAGUUUUGUCUUGCUUCUGCCCUGGUUCCUUUUUGCGUCUUAUCUCGUUUUGCCUCCGGUCUCAUACUGCUUCUUUCUUGCUUCCGGUCUUGUUUUGUAUUGUCUAGUCUUGGGUCAAUUCAAGUCUUGGUUUUGGUCGUGCUUUGCUUUUGGUCUUGUUUGUCCUUUGGUUUGGUCCUUUUAUUUUGCUUCCGGUUUUAUUUCUCCCCUUCAUGGGCUGCCACCUUAUCGUGGUGGAGGGGUUUGAGUGACCCAGAGAUCCUGUCAGGGGCUUCAUGCCUCUGGGUCGGAUCUGCUGUGUCAAACGUCUCCUAGGUGAGGGAUCGGACCAAGAGCAGCCCGAAGACGACUAAGAAAUGUAGACAGAUGUCCAGGUUUCCCCAGUGUCUUAAAGCUUUCGGGCCACAGGGCUUUAUGUUCCCCCUCCAGGCUAAACUAUUUGGAAAGUCUUCCUUUAAAAGGCAAGUUCUCAUGUCCACUGUCACAAGAAUCCUCAAUAGCAUUGCUUAAGGUUACUUUUAACCAAUUUGCAUAAUUUGUGCAGUUUUAGAAAAACACAGCAGACUAUGUGAAGAUAGGUGGCCUGAUAUUUUUUCACAGCAACAAGAACAGAUCAUGGAUUCACUCCAUGCAUGAAAAACACGUUAGGC